Messenger RNA from Klebsormidium nitens, 2964 nucleotides. The record is from the annotation of a GenBank genome assembly. NCBI's taxonomy places the organism in Eukaryota, Viridiplantae, Streptophyta, Klebsormidiophyceae, Klebsormidiales, Klebsormidiaceae.
AUGACCACCACUGCAGCAAUGGAACUUCCCGUCAGUAUUGACGACUCUCUGAAGAUUGAGUCAGUCCAGGUCAUCAGCGGGCUCGCUUUCGACAACCUCAAAGUGCUGUUGACCUGGCUUGCAAAUCAGGUCAAGGACCAGGGAGCUCGGUUGGCAAACGCAGAGGAGAGUUGCAAGGGUGGCGCUUCAAAGGACGAACUGCAGAAGUUGCUUGGAGCGUUGGAAGAGGGGAAGGCAAAGCAAGCGGCAGCAGAUGCCAAGACGAAGGUCCUGGAGGGGAGGGUUGAAGCUGCAGAGAAGGGGUUGCUUGAGAGCUCAGCUAGCAAACCUCCAGAAACCCACGACCUCGCUCCGAGGAUCAGCGCCCUGGAAGAGGCAGAGAAGAAGCGGCAGAGCGCUUCAGAGGCUGAUAUUGCAGCUUCAAAAAGGCGGAGCUCAAAUGGCAAAGCUGAGGGAACGGGAAGCAGUCCAACGAAUGGAGGGGAAGAGGGAUUGCGGAAAGAACUUGAUAGAGUUGCGAAGUUUGCGGAGGAGAGUGGGGCGCGGUUGAAAGCGGCGGAAGAUGAGCUGAAGCGGAUUGCGGCGCAGGUCGAGCAGCAGGGGACGGCACAGAAGGGACAGGCGGAGCAGGUCAAGGAACAUGCGGCUGCGCUGCAGGCCGCUGACCAGAAGCUUGCGCGCCAGGGUGAGGAUCUCCUCGCACUGCGAGGCACGUGCGCGGGUUUAAGGAAGGACUUGGACUGUAAACCCCUGCCAAUACCGGCCGCUUCGGCAGCCGGGGCGGCCGCGGGGGAUCCCUCCGGGAUGGGCGCCGUCUUGGGGGAACUGCAGAGGCGGUUGGAGCGAAAAGCGGACGCCGAAACGGUGGAGAAUGUGCGGAGGGGGGUAGAGAGGGCCGAGGCUGACGUGGCAAACGUGGACGCGAGAGUGGCGGAGUUGCAGGGCCGCGUUGACGUCAUUGAUGCAAAUGAGUUGAAUCGUCCAUUGCCUGCCGUCCGGCCAACAUCCGCCGUCCGAUCGAAGGAGGUGACCCGUGACGAGUACGAAAAGCUGGAGGUCGACGUGGACCAUCUCACGGAGCGCGUUGGGGACUUGGAGGUCGCGCGCGCGCAGGCAGCCGCGGCUGACGUGGCAAGGAAGUGCCAAAGGAUUGAGGACGAGCUGAGGCUGCUGCUGAAACGCGUCGAUGACUUGGGCGUCUCCAAAGCGGAGCGCGCCCCGCUGGACGACCUCGCCUUCAAAGUCGCCGCCCUCGAACUGCCCCUCGACUCAGACGACACUCAGGAGUCCGCUGCCACUGCUCUUCCGUCCACAGCGCCGGUUCCGUUCACAGCCCCAGCUCCGUCCAGCGUUCCGUCCGUUCUGGCGGAAGUGGCGCGACCGAAAAGCGCGAAGCCGCGGCCGGAAAGCGCGAACGCGGGGCUUGUCGCGCUGCGGGAGAUGGUGGUCGGGAAAGCCGACCGGGAGGAGAUGCGGCAGCUCGCGGCCGCGGUAGAUUCGCAGCGGAACGAGCUGCUGGCGGAGCUGCGCGCGCUCAAGAACCGGCUCGCGGCCGCGUCCGGAGCGCCCGACGAGACGAUCUUCUCCAUAUGCACGCACCUGCAAGACGAUCUUAAUGCCCUCCGAAAGCUCGUCCAGACAAAAGCGGACGCUUCGGACGCUUCAUUGGCGGCGAGAGCGAUGUCGGACGGCGCUGACGUGGCGCCUCGAACGCCGUCCAAGUUGGGAUCGGACGGCGCUGAGGUGGUUGCGAGAUUGGCGCUGGAUGGCGGCGCCAAGCGGCCGUCGUCGGCGCGGAGGGUGGGGGGCUCGCUGACUGCGGAGAGCAGAACGAGCGGAAACGGAGUGGAAGGGGUUUUGGAGAGGGACGUUUUGCUGGGCAAGGCCAGCUUGGCGGACUUCGCGCACCUGCAAGACGAGUUCGACACCCUGCGCGGUUCCACGCGGCGGCUCAGCCGUCGGACGAGCCUCAUCGGACGGCUCAGCAGCGGCGCUGACACGGACAGAAGCGACAGAAGCGAAGAGGGCGGCGCGGCGGGCGGCGAGGAGCUGCGGAAGGCGUUGCGCGACCAGCAGAAGCUGAUCCAGCAGCUGUACAAGCACGUGGGUCUCAUUGGAAAGGGUGUCGUCAUAAUGUCCGGCAACGAUCCGCAACGACCUCCUACCCCGGGCAAGCGGAAGACGGAAGAUGGCGACCGGAACGGCGGAAACGGAAGGAACAGCGGGUCCUCGCGGCACUCAGGCAGCGGAAACGAAUCCUCAACACACGCGGAGAGGCCGAUCAGUUAUGAGGACAUCAUGCGAUUUUACGAGGAGCUGCUCGCGUGCGACCACGUGGCGCCCAAGGAGAACGUGUCGCGCGUCGCCAACCUGGGCGGUGACGUCAGCGAGGUGGUGAAGCGCAUGGACGAAUACGACCAACUGCUGAGCUCGCUCCGCGACGAGAAGCUGGCCCGGUUGGUCCAAGACUACCUGUCCCGGGCGCCCGAGGGCGACUACGCGAUGCUGGCCGGGAAGCCGCUGACCGGGUACAAGUGCAUGUCGUGCGACCACCCGCUGGAGAAACUGAACGCGAAGCGGGCGGACUACGUGCCGGGGGGAUCCCUCCCGAAGUCCAACUGGGCGCAAAUGUCGGCGGAACGCAUCUACGCAGGGGGGAUGCAGGGUCGCCUGCCCUCCGAGACAUCCCCCGUCUCCUCCCCCCGGAUGACCUCCCCCCGGUCGGAGAACCGCAGCGUGACCUCCCCGGCUUCGAAGGGCGGGACUUUGCCGGCGACUCCGGGAGCCGCUUCGCUGAGUCCGGAGUCGCUGCCGCCUCUGAAAGAGCGGAAGAGCAACGGCGCCGGCAUGCUCACCCCCCGACGGCCGACCUCUGCAACCGGGGCGCGGCGGCCGCAAACGCCGUCGCAAGAGAACAGCGGCCAGCUAUCGGGAUUUGACACGCCACAUAGCAAUACCGCAUGA